Molecule: messenger RNA, 831 nt
Organism: Lutzomyia longipalpis
Lineage: Eukaryota; Metazoa; Arthropoda; Insecta; Diptera; Psychodidae
Gene: EloB
Product: elongin-B
Exons: 3
Coding region: 167-523 (118 amino acids)
Biological process (GO): transcription elongation by RNA polymerase II
Cellular component (GO): elongin complex; VCB complex
Molecular function (GO): protein binding
Source: RefSeq, a predicted model, not a curated record
AUAUAGUGAAACGUGCUAUAAUUUGCUUGUGUGUGCGUGACCUCCGGAAAAAAUUCAAUUGAAAAGUUUUGUGGUGCAGUGAAAAAGAAUAAUUAAUUUCUAGCACGAAAUAUCCUAGCUCUCUAGUCGUAAGCAUCGUUUACGGACACCACUGAUACGGUAGAAAAUGGAUGUAUUUCUCAUGAUUCGGCGAAAGAAAACAACCAUUUUCACAGACGCCAAAGACAACACGACAGUUAGUGAAUUGAAAAAGAUGAUAGAAGGCAUUCUGAAGAUUCGACCCCGCGACCAACAGCUGUACAACAAAGAUAACACAGUAAUGGAAGAUGAUAAACCACUACAGGACUAUGGUAUUUCAAUGGUAACGGCCAAGGCACAGGCACCAGCACAACUUGGCCUGGCAAUACGGACUGAAACGGGGGAGUUUGAGCCAUUGGAAAUAGCACCCUACUCAUCACCACCAGACCUCCCGGACGUGAUGAAGAAUCAAGAGGCUGCCAAUGGACAGGAGCAAGUUGCUUAAUCGCCUUUCUUUCAACAACAAAAACACCCCCCACACACGCUAAAAUGAAGCCACACAAAAUAUGCAGAGGAGAGCUCCAUCAUAAUACAACCACGAGAGAGAGAGGAAAGAAAAUGUUGAACAUUUUUCUUCUUUGUUUUUUUUUUGUCUGGAAUUACACAGGAGAGCGCUUGAGGUAACAAAAAAAAAAGAAAAAUAAUAAUUAAAUUUUAAAUGCAAAGCGAAAAAAAAUGUAUAAAUUAAUCAUUUAUUCUUUUUACCAAUAUUGUGAGGAAUUUUUUUAUUUUAUUAAAUAAGCCUCAGCAUUA